ACUAGUUGUUAAGAUGAGUGCCCUUCUACGUCAUUCUCUUUUCGAUAGCGAAUUUAAGAAACUAUUAAAAGAGGAAUUUAAAGAAGAAUAUGAAAAGUGUACUGUUGAUUGUGAUAUGCAUGGUAAAACAGUUCUUGUAACUGAUGGAUGCGAUGUUAUCGGUAAGGAAUGUAUCAAAAAAUUUUUAUAUUCUGGUGCAAGGGUAGUUAUGGGUUGUGAAGUUUGGGAUAGAGGAGUGGAAGCUCUCGACAAAAUUGAAAAAGAAACAGGCAUUAUAAAUCACCUAGAGAUCAUGGAAUUAAGUUUUAUGUCGUUUAAAAGUGUUCGUGAAUUUGCAAAUCAAUUUAAUAAUAAUUUCGGUAUAACAUCAUACUGUUGUCAUGUCGGGCCUAUUGAAUCAAAUUUUCACAAGAACUCGCUAUUUUAUAAAAAAAUUAUGGAUAUGCUAGGAAUUCUAUCGUCAAAGAAAAAAUUCAAAACAGCUGAACAAGCCGCACAAGUGCCUCUGUUUUGCUGUUUAUCACCAUUAAUAAAAUCUUUCAGUGGCAGAUUCUUUCGGGAAUUUGAAGUGAUGACACCGCCAAAAUUAGUUGAAAAUGAAACUAGCAGUAAAAAGUUUUUAGAAGCAACGAAAAGGCUAGUUGGAGCUUGA
This is a messenger RNA of Dimorphilus gyrociliatus, 652 nucleotides long. Lineage: Eukaryota; Metazoa; Annelida; Polychaeta; Dinophilidae. The record is from the annotation of a GenBank genome assembly.